Pangasianodon hypophthalmus (striped catfish) is the source of this 3481-nucleotide messenger RNA. RefSeq lists its product as uncharacterized. Lineage: Eukaryota; Metazoa; Chordata; Actinopteri; Siluriformes; Pangasiidae. The record is from RefSeq and is a predicted model, not a curated record. The transcript is spliced from 5 exons. Bases 1448 to 2113 code for a protein of 221 amino acids.
UUCUUACUUGUUGCAGCCUACACAACACAGGGGACAAUGCAAGACCAAUACACAAUGUUAAGAUUCAAGUAUCAAAUAAAUCAGUGAAAUAACAAUAUAAACAAUUGUUAAAUAAGGUGCAGUAUUAUUCUGAGAAGCAGCAUGAUUAGUUCCAUUAAGUCAUUCCAAUAAUGUGCAAUAUUUUGUGCAAAAUAAUUAUAGCUGGAUUAUGUUCAUACAACAUGUCAAAAAAUGUCAAAUUAUGUCAAAUUAUUAUUAUUAUUCUAUAGUUAAUGGGGUCCCAGGCUGCAAAAAGUUUGAGAGUGGUGCAACAGAAAAGCUUUCAUUGUAGAUCGCAAGUUCCGAUCCUGACAAUGCCACAGCUGCCUGUAGCUGGAAACCAAGGGAAUAAAAUUGGCUGUGCUUUCUUGGUUAAAUCUUAACUUAAACACUGAAAUCUAAAUAAAAAAUUGCUGCUGUAGGAAAACAAUCAACUGGGUUGUAUGAUAGAAGUAGAGUUACUAAUGAUUACAAUUUCUAAAAAAAAAUUUAAUCUGUUCUUUAUGACAGAAUGGUUGGAGACAGAUGCACGUGCGAAAUAUUUUAAGUGCAAGUGCAACACCCGUGAACAAGAAUUAUUACAUGAAAAGAUUAUGUAACAUAAACGCACACAUAAACUUGCCAGGCAUGAAAUGUGCAUGAGCAUGGCAUGAUCUAACAACAAUGCUACUCACAACAGAUGACAGACAAAGAGUGCUAUACAAACAUGACUUAUAUACUGGUGCUCAUUGUCCAUAAACGUGGUUCAGGUGCUUGUGAUCAUGUGACUCAGUGUGUGACAUGAACAUGUGGUGUGCAGUGGCUGAUGGGGACUGUAGUCCUACACUCUUGGCACUAAUCCUGACAUUCUUUCAUACAUUUUAUCUGUGUAUAGUUACAUUUAAUGUUGUGAAAAAUCCACAGAACACGUUGGUUCCUGUUGUCACUUAUGUUGUAACAGCUGUAAAAAGUUCCUCACCAGCGUCUCUUUUUACUCUCACUUAAAGUUAAAACUCAAAGUUACAGUGUUACCUCUGACUGUUACAAAGUGCUAACACUGGAGACUCCUUCCAUAAAUGUUAAAUAAAUGUCUCCUUACAGUAAAGUUAGUACAAUAUAAAUGUGAGUGUAGAGCUGAAGUACAUUAUAGAAAAAAUGAAUCAGCCACUCAGAAUCGAGCAUUCAACAGCACUGUGGUAUAAAAGGUAAGUGAUCGGUUGUGAAUGGCUUGUAUUUUUCUUGUAAAUUCAUACUUUAAUGCUGUGUGUGUGCAUGAGGGUGUUUUUCAGCACAUAAAGAGUGGAGGAGAUUUUAGAAAAAAGUUGUGGUCAGAGCGCUUCCGCUCUCCUGCAUCUAAAACACAACUGAAGUGUUUCCUGACUGAAGCAGAACGAUUUCAGAGUGCUUGAGAACAGUGUUCAGCUUCAGCAUGAAGACUGUGCUUUGGUUCUAUCUACUUGUGUGCUGUGGAGCUGCAGAAAGUUUCACAGAGAAGUCGGUAGAUUUGGGACAAAAUGUGACUCUAAAGUGUGAGGUGUCUGUAAAAAAUGUGCUCUGGUUCCUGAUGAAGCCGUCAGAACCUCCACUGUUGAUAUUACGCUCUUUCUCAAGUAAAAGCCUAGAGGCACAAUACAGUAACACGACCUUCAACAAGACUUUCUCACUGCAAUAUAACAGCAGUUUAUUUAUACACAAUAUCAGCACUAAUGAAUUAGGAGUGUAUUAUUGUAUUCAAACUGGUUCACCUCCCGACAUCAGCAGUGGAAUCAGACUUUACACCCAGAAUCACUCAGCUGAGAAUCAGACAGCGGAUAAACAUGAAGAUAAAGAAACCAGCCUCAUGCCGAUUCUCAUCAUAUCAGGAAUAAUGAACUGUGCUCUGGUCGUUGCAGUUACAGUUUUUACAGUUCGUCACUGCAGAAGACCUCCAAAAACUCAAGCACAACCUCCAGAUCCUGGUUUACAGCCGCAUCAGGACAACACCGGCCCUGUGUAUGCUGAGGUGCAGCACACCACGAAGAACAGACCCAUCAGGACGACUAACAUCAACAGCACAUACGCUCUUCUAAAGCCACGAACCCCUGACCCAGAGUGACUCCACACAACGCAUGGACUUCAUAUCACAUCCAGAAAGAAGCCUCAUUUCUGCAGCUGCUAAUAGGGCAGUGGUUUUAGCUCAGUGGCUAAGACAUUGGACUACUGAUCGGAAGGUCAGGAGUUCAAUCCCCAGCACCACCAAGCUGCCACUGCUGGGCCCUUGAGCAAGGCCCUCAACUGCUCAGUUGUAUAAAAAAAAAAUGAGAUAAAUAUAAGUCACUCUGGAUAAGGGUGUCUGCCAAAUGCCAUAAGUGUAAAUGAUGUAUAAUGGACAAUUUGUAAAUGAGUCAUUUGUAAAAUAAGAUAAAUUGAUUCAAGCGGAAACAAAUCUUUUUAGAAUUUUUUAAGGUCUAAAUUCAUAGAAAAGGUCUAAAGUGCUUUUCUAAAUUCUGUUCGAGUUGCAAAUCAAAACUCACAUUGUUAGAGUCACCUAAAGAGAUGAUUUGGAAGAUUCAAAUCACUGAAGUGAGUCAUUGAACCGAAGUGAGUCAUGUUUCAAACGCUGAAAAUGUCUAGUGUUCUUACUAGAACGUCGGCCAUUUUAAGAAACAUAGAGAAGGGGGGCGGCACCAAGAACUCAAACAUUUCUUCUAUUAUUUUAUAGAUCUAAAAUUAUAGUACUGUCUUGUAUUAUUAGCUCAGUGGUUUUCAAAGUGCUAUGUGAGAUUUUCUAAUUAUGUGAUUUUUUUUUUUUUAUUAUUAUUAUUACAACUCCCCAUUAUCCGAGUUACUAUAUACAGUAUAUUACUGUCUUAUGAGCCUGUUUGACUGCUCACUUGAAUGGAAUAGCUGUUACCUAAGAAUUGCCGUCUCGCAUGGACGAGAGAUUUCCCAUAAUGCACUGGCAGUGUUUCAGUUUAAAAACUGAGGUAUAGUUAUGCUGCAUUUCGACUUACCUCGGUAGUGUGGGAUGUUGGAAGUUACAUAAUUUCUGACUUCUGUGCAUUCGAGCUACAAAGUGAAAAACCAAGGACUCCUCAAUGCCAGCUAACUGCGAUGAGCAACGUAUAUUUACCUAUAAACCAUAAAGUCAGUGUUACAGAUUUAACAAGCAAAUACUUAUGUCGGUAUGUUGAUUGAUCUAAAGCAAAUACUUGUGUAUACAGUAAAACUCAUUCAAAGGUAAGAAUUAGUUUACUGAUGCUGUUUGUUUACUGAUGCUGAAGCUGUGAACAGCCAUUUUGAGUUGAUGUUACUUGCUGAACUCGGGGUCGAGGAGACGAAUCGAUCAGCAGGAAUUCAGGGAGGAGUUGAGGGAGCGUUUUCUUUCGUUUUUCCUAGUCAGAGAUUGGAAAUGACAGGUUAUGACCUUUAGCCAAGUGUUACAUUUAAAUGACAGUGUAAUGAAAUAAAGUGAUAAAAUAUC